Chrysemys picta bellii (western painted turtle) is the source of this 4149-nucleotide messenger RNA. Lineage: Eukaryota; Metazoa; Chordata; Testudines; Emydidae. The record is from RefSeq and is a predicted model, not a curated record.
UGGCUUGGGAGGGGCGGGGGCUGACUGAUGUUUGUAAAGUGCUCGGUAAUCCUGUGGGCAACCCCCGUCCACCUGAGCGUGGGGUCAGGCACACGGGUAGCGGCAUGUCCGUGCGUCAGGAGACACUCAGCUACAGAUCAUUGGACGUGCUCCUCGCCCCGUGACACCCCCAGCCUGAAGACUGCUGGCUGCUGAGCAAAACAAAGGAUUACGCCAGGGCCUCUUGGCACUCCUCCGAACAGCUGCUGGGCCCUGGAACCCAGCCUCCUAGGCAGCCGCUGCUGGGAGCUAGCAGAGACUCCCACAGUUAUUCCUGGAAUGAGGAACCAGGAGGAGGCCAAGUUUGGAGCCCUGCUGCUGCCCGACGGGUGUCUCCCAAGGCCAAGUGCCCCUGCGAUGGCAGUCCCUUGCCAGGCAGACACGGAGCUCCGGGACCUGGAUGAGGAGCAGCUCUGGGAGAUUCUGGAGAGCCAUCGCUACCGGAUCGUGCGCAGCACCUGCCCGAACCGGCUCACCCCCUACCUGCGCCAGGCCAAGGUCCUGGACCAGCUGGACGAGGAGGAGGUUCUGCAUGGCCCCCAGUUCACCAACAGCGCCAUGAGAGUGGGCCACAUGUUGGAUCUUCUGAAAACCCGGGGGAAGAACGGAGCCCUGGCCUUCCUGGAAAGCCUGAAACUUCACAACCCCGACACCUACACCCUGAUAACUGGCCUGGAGCCCUCCAUUGACCUCAACAACUUCAGUGGCCUGAUCGAGACCUCCAAGCUGACCGAGUGCCUGGCGAAGGCCGUGAACAGCUUGCAGGAGGAGCUGACCCAGGAGAAGCACCAGAAGGCGUCUCUGCUGCACCACUGCCGCCAGCUGAAGGACCGCGUGUCCCAGCUGGAGGCCCAGAACAAGUGUCUGCGGGGCAUCGAGGCCGAGCACAACCGCAUGAAGAGGGAGGUCAGCUCCCACUUCCACGAGAUGCUGAAGCUGAAGGAUGAGAUGUACAACCUGUCCAUGCACUACACCAACGCCCUGCAGGAGAAGGACCUGGCCAUCACGCGGAGCCAGGGCCUGCAAGAGGAGCUGUAUCUGAUGAAGCAGGAGCUGCAGCGAGCCAGGGUGGAGACCUACUACGAGAGGGAGAGGUCCCUGCACAUGCCCAGCGACCCGCAGCCACAGCUGGAUGAGCUGCUGCAGCUGAGGGAGGAAAACGAGAAGCUCCGGUCACUGGUGGAGCUGGAGACUUUCAGCCUGGUGCAGAAGGAUAUCCUGGAGCAGAACCUGGAUGAGGCUCUGGAGGGCAAACAGGAGCUCCUCAAUCGAAUCCACUCGCUGAGGGAGCAGGCAGUGAUCGCUGAGAAUCAGCGCAAGCAGUACUGGGAGGAGAAGGAGCACACCCUGAUUGAGUGCCACAAAAUGAAGGUGGAUUGUGAGAUCUACAAGGAGAAAAUCAGUGCCUUGCAGGGGCAAGUGGCCGAGCUGCAGAAGGAGCGAGAUCAGGCAUACUGCGCGAGGGACGCGGCCCAGCUGGAGAUCUCCCAGAACCUGCUGGAGAAGGAUUCCCUCCGCAGGAAAGUGUUUGAGCUGACGGACCAGAUCUGUGAGCUGAGGAAGCAGGCCAGUCAGCAGCAGGACAGCAGGGUGCACGGGGUGAAGGGGGAAGGUCUCGCUAGCCUGGAGCCGGGGGAGCAGUGGCCAAAGAGGAAACAGCGGCUGGUGCGCAUGCAUGCCAUCUGCCCCGGGGACGAGAACCAGGGCAGCCUCAGCGUGUCCGAGCUGUGCUCAGAUUUCGGCGUGAAGACGAGCCACGAGCUGCCAGAGAGCUUCCGGUCGUGCAGCCCUGUCCCGCCCUGUAAGCUCUCCCUGCAGAAGAGAGCCACGCAGGAGUACCUAGAGAGCUCCCUCUCCACGAGCAGCUCCCAGGAGUUCCUGGAGGUGGAUUUCAGUCUCAUUGCAGGGGAGAAGGCGGAGUCGUCCGACUUGGAGUAUGAGAUGGUGGAGAAGGACGAGGGCAAUGCCCAGCUGCUCGACUUAGACCCGUCGGCCUCUGAGAGCACGCCCAUUCGCCGGCGGCCCGCACGGCGCAUCCUGAGCCGCAUCACCACCAUUGCCUUCCACGGCACUGCCCUGCUGGAGCAGAUCAGCAUCAUCGGGGGCAACCAGACGGGCAUCUUCAUUCACAGGGUCACUCCCGGCUCCGUGGCCGACGAGAUGUCUCUGUCCCCAGGCAAUCAGAUCAUGGUGGUGGAUUAUGAAGUCACAGACCCAGCAUUCAAGGCCAUCCUGGAAGAUGCAACCCUGGAGGAGGCGCUUUGGGUCCUGAAGAGGGUGAAUGGCUUCUGCUGCCUGUCAGUCAGAAUGAACAUGGAGGGUUACAAGAGGCUGGUGAGUGACCUAGAGAACAAGGUGGUGACCUCGGGUGACUCGUUCUACAUCCGGGCCAACCUGGCCCUGGAAGGGAAGGCAGCGGGGGAGCUGCCGGUGCAGUGCAAUGACAUCCUCCACGUCACGGACACCAUGUUCUUUGGCGAGAGCCAGUGGAGUGCCUGCCGGGUGAAUCCCUACAGCAUGAAGGACAUGGACGCAGGCAUCGUCCCCAACUACUACCAGGCUCAUCAACGGCUCAUCGGCCUUAUCCAGGACAUGGCCCAGCAGACCACGUCUGCUCGGAAGUCUUCAGGGGGGCAGCCAAAGCUGGUGCGGAUCAUCAGCACAGACAAGAGCAAGAUCAACCCUCUGUGGUCGUCCAUCGACUGUAACGUCUACGAUCCCAACAAGGCGGACGGUGCGUUGUUAGCUAGAGCUGUCGGAGAGCCCAGAGCCCCCCAGCCCUGCAGCUGCCUGGCAGUAACCGGGGUUCCCCUGCCCUGGGUUCACCUGACCGUCCUGCUGUCCCUUUGUGUCUGCCCAGCCUGCCCCCGGAUCUGCCUGCAGGCAGGGAGCUGCUUCACGCUGAUGCCAUACACGCUGGUGAGACCCCACAAGCUGGCCCAGCUGCGCCCGGUUCUCUUUGUGCCCACGCUGCUGGGGAAGAUCCUGAGCGACAAACUGUGCCUCACCAAGGGCUUUGAGAAAUGCCCGUCAGGACUCCUGUGUGAGGCUGAAUGCACGGCCCAGAACAGAAGCUUGGUCCAGGAACAGCGGGAGCCGGACAGCCGCUGCUGUGUCACACGCAAGGCGCUUCAGCUGCUGCUGGAGAAGGACGUGCACAGCCUGCUGGACGUGGGGCUGGAGUGCGUGCAAGCCCUGCACGCCGCGGGGAUCUAUCCCAUCCUCCUCCUCAUCUCCAUCAGCGAGAAGAACGCCAAGAAGCUCAAGAAGGCACUGCAGCGUCUCGGAGCGACAGAGGAGCAGCUUCUGGACUGUGUGCGGAGAGAGGAGGCCCAGCUGGAGAAAGUGCCCUGCCUGUACGGCACCCUCGCCCCCAACACCUGGAGCGACCUGGAUGCGCUUGUCAGCGCCGUGCGAGCAGCCGUCGCCAAUGAGCAGAAGAAGAUCGUGUGGAUAGAACAAGAUCGUCACUGAUCUCCCUGGACACAGGGUGGGGCAGGGGGAACCGUCACCUUGGCAACUCUGCAAAUGUCACCUAUUUAAACCAAGAGUUUGGUUUGGGGUGUGGGGAGGGAGAGGUUUGAAAGACCCUCUUACCUAAAGGGUUAAUGGACUUCGCAGCGCUGGGUGAGCCCCCUACCUGCCCAGCUGGCCUCUGCCCUGUUGGCAGAGAAACACAGUAACUCUAGUUCAGGGAGAGAGGCUGGUUUUAAUGCCACCCCUGUCAUGGUGUGAAAGGGCGGCUGCCUUUGAACAGUGUCCCUGGUGCCAGGGCGGGUCCCCGGGGUGGGCAGGGCACCUCUGCCUGGGCCACCUCCACCUGUUCUCCCAGCCUGGCACUAGCUGCUCGGAAGUGCAGUCGCCAGCCCGCCUGCACAGGGAGGGAACAGCCACUCCUGUAGGCCUUGCUGUGUCCCCCGCCACGCAGGCUCCUCCCUGGUUAGCUGCCCCCACGGGUCUGCCUCGUUGUACUGGGUAUCCCAGCUCCCUCAGGCUCUCUGUGCACCCUGCUCCCACAGCCCUGGGGAGAGCAGGGAGCCAGGACUGAACAGGACGUGCUCGUUCCAAGGACUGCUAAUUCUGUAGUUUGCUAAAUUAAACCGUGUUGUU